GAAGAUUGGGUGUAGUCCCUUAGGCGGCUCCCACCUAGAAAGCCACAGACAACCCUGCUAGGUCUCUCUCAGGGUGUGAUGAAAAGAACCUAGAAGGAGGCGUCAAGCAACGUCACUAAGUGGAUGCUGAGACCAAGGAGCAGUUGCCAGGCAACAGCCGAGCACAGACGCCUGAAGGGACGCAGAAGCCUCAUAACUUGAUAGAGGGACCCGCCAAGAAGGAGCAGUGAGCGAUGGAGCCCAGUGGCGUAAAGGAGAAGGAGAUAAAGGUGGAAAAGGCGGGAGAAGAAGAGGGAAAAGAGGAAGAGGAGGAGGAGGAAAUUACUGCUGAAACCCUGCGGUGCAAACCCCGACCUCUGCCCAUUUCAGCGCUACCAGCUUUCAGCUACAUCCCACCAAGGCACCAGGGCCCCAAGGAGCGCAGCUACUUCGGUCGCGAGGGCCAGACAGGGAUCGUCUCCCUCUAUGACUGUCUUUUUAAGAGGAGACUAGAUUAUAACCAGAAAUUACACCGAGAUGACAGAGAACAUGCAAAGAGCCUGGGGCUUCAUUUUAAUGAGGAGGAACAAGAAAGGGUUGUGCCCGUGCUGAUGUCCUCUGUCUAUGGGAAACGCAUCAAUCAGCCCAUUGAGCCCCUAAACAGAGACUAUGGCCGUGUGAACCACGUGCAGAUCGACUUCUACAGGAAGAAUGAGAUCCCCAGCAUCAAGGAGCCCGGCUUUGGGCACAUCACUCCAGCAUGAAGUAGUUGUGUGGUUUAUAGGGCACUCUGAGGUACCCUAUCAGCCAGUGAGGUAGUAUACGAACCCAUUUUCCUGUUCAUGCAACCUGUAGCUGUAAGAAUGUUCUUUGACCUCAGGAGGAUAAGCACACGCAUAUCUAAGGCGGUCCUGGUGUUGAAAGCUUUAGUGUAAGGAUUCUCGCUGUCAUUAUUUAAAAUGACACUGACUGAUUCAUUCUGAGACCCUGAAUAAAAGAAAAGCUUGCCUCCUGUUGGCCGC
Molecule: messenger RNA, 1001 nt
Organism: Mastomys coucha (southern multimammate mouse)
Lineage: Eukaryota; Metazoa; Chordata; Mammalia; Rodentia; Muridae
Gene: Cfap90
Product: chromosome unknown C5orf49 homolog
Exons: 3
Coding region: 234-743 (169 amino acids)
Source: RefSeq, a predicted model, not a curated record